AUGCCUCCACCAAUCAACCACACCCCAGCGUACACCAACCCAGAGUACCAAACAACCCACCUCACUCUCUUCAAACAAUCCAUCACCACCCCCCUCAAAUCCGUCCUCCCGCCAGGGGUGACCCGCUAUGCAUUCGAGGCCGCGAUCCUGCAGUACAUGGUGGUCGUGGGCCACGAGCAAGUCCUCCAGGGCGACGCGCUGGCCGAGUACAUCGACCCGUACGAGCUGCGGGAGGCGGAGGGGAAGAGGAAGAUGCCGAGUGCGGCGGUGAGGCCGAAGAGCGUCGAGGAGUUGAGGGAGAUUCUGAGGAUCUCGAAUGAGUUUGACGUGCCGGUUUGGACGUUUAGUCGGGGGAAGAAUCUGGGAUAUGGAGGGCCUGCUCCUAGGGCGAACGGUUCCGUGGCACUUGAUCUCCACCGCAUGAACAAGAUAAUAGAAGUCAGCGCAGACUACGCAUACGCCGUCGUGGAGCCCGGCGUGACAUUCACCGAGCUCUACGAAUACUGCACUGAACACAAACUCACCGUCUGGCCCUCCGUCCCCUCUCUCGGCUGGGGCUCCGUCGUCGGCAACACCGUCGACCGCGGGACAGGCUUCACGCCCACGGCGACGCACCACCAGCACAUCUGCGGCGUGGAAGUCAUGCUCGCAGACGGUGACCUCGUCCGCACGGGACAAUUCGCGGUUUCCGGAUCCCCGUCCUCGCACCUCUCGAAGUUCACGUUCGGCCCCAGUAUAGAGGGCUUGUUCCUCCAGUCCAAUCUCGGGAUCGUGACGAAGCUCGGCAUAUGGCUCACCCCCGCGCCCCAGGCAUUCAUGUCCUGCUCGUUCGACAUGCCAGAUCUCGAGGAUGUGGAGACCAUCGUCGACGUGUUUGGGCCGCUGCGACGAGACGGCCUACUUCCAAACACCGUCUACGUCUCCAACCUCGUCGAAUGGCUCGGCAUGAUGGGCAAGCGCGAAGACCUCUGGCCGCACGACGGCCCCAUCCCAGAGUCCCGCCUCAGGGAGUUCCAGAAAGAACUCGACAUCGGGUACUGGAACGCGAAGUUCGGGCUCUACGGCGCGCGGGACGUCGUGCAAGCGCACUUCGACGAGCUCAAGAAGAUCGUGGGGCUCAAAGCACCGAAAGGACGACUCACGGGCAACAUGUUCGCCGCGGAAGACGGCCACACGCUCGACCCGGCGUCGCUCCCCGAACCCCACGGCGGCUUCUUCGUCGGCGUGCCCUCGCUUUGGAGCCUGCCGAUGGUGAAGUUCAGACUCCCCAAGGACGGCGGGGGGAUCGGCGCGCAUUACGAUUACAGUCCUAUCGUCCCGAGUAGCGGGAAGACGGUGUUGGAGUGGGUGAAGACGGCGAAGAAGAUAUGCGAAGCCGAGUCCUUCGACCUGUUCUGCGACUUCUUCAUGCACGAACGCCACGUCAUCUUCGUCAACAUGAUGACGUUCGACAAGACGAACCCGUCGCACAUCCGCGCCGUCGAGACCAUCUUCCAGAACCUCUUCGCCGAGGGGAAGAAGAGGGGUUUCAGCAAGUAUAGGAGCCAUGUUAAUGCUAUGGAUCAAGUCGCAUCGCUGUACGAUUUCAACGACCACGCAUACCGGCGGUUCGUAGAGAGGAUCAAGGACGCACUGGAUCCGAAGGGGAUUCUCUCGCCGGGAAAGCAGGGGAUCUGGCCGAGGAGGUUCAGGGAGAACGAGGCGCUGAAGGCGCAUCUGUAG
Molecule: messenger RNA, 1722 nt
Organism: Aaosphaeria arxii CBS 175.79
Lineage: Eukaryota; Fungi; Ascomycota; Dothideomycetes; Pleosporales
Product: vanillyl alcohol oxidase
Exons: 4
Coding region: 1-1722 (573 amino acids)
Biological process (GO): lactate catabolic process
Cellular component (GO): mitochondrion
Molecular function (GO): D-lactate dehydrogenase (NAD+) activity; D-lactate dehydrogenase (cytochrome) activity; FAD binding
Source: RefSeq, a predicted model, not a curated record